CAAGAAUCAAAAUGUCUCUUGCAAUAGCAUUGGUAAACUGACCCCAAGACCUGCUAAUGCCCACCAUGCAUCACUAAAGAUGCAGCUUGGCGUUCGCUCCUCGCUCACGUUAUAUGUACAUGUCUUCGUGUCUCUGUUCAUGGUGUUAUACAGGCCUCUGUCCGCUCCAGGAUGUCCUCUUCUCCGCUUUUGGCACGUGUCCGUGGCUAGUUCUUCGCGUCGCGAAGGGUGUUGAGACUUCGGUAUUGGCGCUGCAACAUGGUGGGUGUUCGGUUGAUUCUGCUGAAAGCCUCGGUGGCAAUGGGCGAGCUGUCCGUUCGGAUCGUGGUACCGAUGGCCAUGAAGAAGCCAAAGGUCGCGGCUGAUCCCAUCAUGUACUGUCCCAAUGUUCGCAGCAUUCCGUUUGGCCCGGGACCGAAGCGGACAAUAUUGGUGAAGCCGAAUAUGAAGCCAAUGAUGAGGCCGACGGAUCCACCCAUCAUGCCACCCAUCUUCAGCUUGUCAAGUGUAGACGGGCCACGCGCCCCUUGCGGCAUGGACGAAACAGGUACCGGCAUACUGAUUGCUACGCUGUGAACCUUUAAUCGAGCAAAUGCGGAGAAGAAACUCGG
Molecule: messenger RNA, 611 nt
Organism: Parastagonospora nodorum SN15
Lineage: Eukaryota; Fungi; Ascomycota; Dothideomycetes; Pleosporales; Phaeosphaeriaceae
Exons: 5
Coding region: 259-576 (105 amino acids)
Source: RefSeq, a predicted model, not a curated record